Molecule: messenger RNA, 753 nt
Organism: Caenorhabditis remanei
Lineage: Eukaryota; Metazoa; Nematoda; Chromadorea; Rhabditida; Rhabditidae
Exons: 9
Coding region: 1-753 (250 amino acids)
Biological process (GO): monoatomic cation transport; transmembrane transport
Cellular component (GO): membrane
Molecular function (GO): monoatomic cation transmembrane transporter activity
Source: RefSeq, a predicted model, not a curated record
AUGACCAACAAAACGGAGUUUGCGGAAUAUGUGAUUAUGAUAAUAGUCAAUUUGGCUAAUGUCGGUCUUGUUUUGAUCAAGCUGACUGCUUCUGUUGUGAUGAUGGCGUUGGCAUUUGUCAACUUUAUUCAAAGUUUUGAUGCGCUCAUAACUGGAAAUUUGGAUCCUGAGUUUGGAGUACCUCAUGUCGUUGUUAUUGUUGUCAAUAUUGUAGUCAAGCUCUUACUGUUUUUCAUUUGUCUCAUUAAACGUGAGAAUAAUCAAAUCAGAGUUUUGAUGAGAGACCAGCUCACUGAUGUGCUUACUAACACUAUUGCUCUUAUUGCGGUCUGGAUAUCCAUGGUGUUCUGGAAAGAAUCUGACUUUAUCGGUGCCUCAAUAAUCUUUUUCCUAAUUGUGAGAAACUGGGCUCUAAUAGUCUCUGAGUCUUGGUUCAAACUUCAAGGAAUCAAAGGAGAUGACGAUGUCAAUGAGAAAAUUUUGUCAAAUAACUUGAAUCUAUUCACAGUCAUAGCCGGAUACAUCACUUAUCACAUUGGAAACAAAGCGAUUGUAGAGAUCUACUGCGAAAUCGAAAGCUUGCAACGCAGAGCAGAAAUUUACUCUAAGUUUGAAGACGAUGAGAUACAAGUGGUGUAUUUGUUGCCAAUUACGGAAUCAAAGAAUGUAAAUCUUCUCACUUUGAAGUCAUCCGAAGAAGACAAUUCAAAACCAGUUGAAACUGAAACAGCCGAGCUUCUGAAAAGGGUUUAA